Molecule: messenger RNA, 1034 nt
Organism: Fomitopsis serialis
Lineage: Eukaryota; Fungi; Basidiomycota; Agaricomycetes; Polyporales; Fomitopsidaceae
Product: thioredoxin-like protein
Exons: 5
Coding region: 158-760 (200 amino acids)
Source: RefSeq, a predicted model, not a curated record
CAGCACGCAACUUCCACGGUUGUCUUGAAAGCCACGCACUGCCGGGAAGUCCCAUACAGGGAAGGGUGGCUCAGCUAUAUAAGGCGGAGGCUGCACCGGCCAAGUAUACACACCAGUCCCCCUACACCCUCACCUUCAGCCCAGCUCUUCACUCAACAUGUCGCACGGCAAGCAGUUCACUCUCUACACCCACAAGGGCGGCCCGAACGGCUGGAAGGUCGCCUUCGUCCUGAGCGAGCUCGGCCUCACGUACGAGAGUGUCUACCUCGACUUCAACAAGGGCGAGCAGAAGGCGCCCGAAUACACCCAGUACAACCCCAACGGGCGCAUCCCGACGCUCAUCGACCACAAGAACAACGACUUCACCAUCUGGGAGUCCAACGCGAUCAUCGUCUACCUCGCCGAGAAGUACGACACCGCCCACCGCAUCUCGGCGGCGACGCCCGAGGACAAGAUCAAGCAGCUCCAGUGGCUCUUCUUCCAGGCCUCCGGCCAGGGCCCGUACUUCGGCCAGGCGAUCUGGUUCAAGGUCUACCACCAGGAGAAGGUCCCGAGCGCCAUCGAGCGGUACCAGAAGGAGACCGUGCGCGUGAUCAGCGUGCUCGACGGCGUGCUCAAGAAGCAGGAGUGGCUCGUCGGCGACAAGGUCAGCGUCGCUGACAUCUCGUUUGUCUCGUGGAACAACGCUGCGUUCGGCAUGGUCCUCGUGGACUUCCUGGAGGCGAACAUAGAGCACGAUUACCCGUCGUUCUGGAAGUGAGUGUCGCGCCUUGGGUAUCUGGGUGAGAUGGCGGAGGCUAACGUGCGGUUUCCAAGGUGGCACCAGAAGCUGGUCUCGCGGCCCUCGAUCAAGAAGGUCUUGGACGAGAGGGCCGCUGUCACUGCAUGAGGCGUGUGUAAUCAAGGUUACAUUAAUAGAGGAAGGAGAAUUGACGACGUGUAUGUUAUUGCUGUAUCGGAGGAAUUGAGCUGGGCUCGCGCCGCAAUUCGCUUCUUCCCUCGAAUGGCUGGAGUCGUGUGGGAUCGCAUCCUUU